AUGCAAGUAUACAAGCGUGUUCCGAUUAUCACCAACAAGCACCCGAUUGCUGAGCGUGAGGGCGUCCCGCACCAUGUAAUGGAUCAUGUCAACUGGGAUGAAGAGUAUUUCAUUCAUAGAUACAGUGACGAAGCCAAUGCGGCCAUUGAGAGGAUUCACGCGGAAAACAAGACUCCAAUUAUCAUCGGUGGCACCCACUAUUAUCUUCAAAAUCUUUUGUUCAAGAACAAGACUGUGGGAGAGAUGGAACAAACCUAUGGGAAGAGGGAUGUGACCACUGAAGAACUUCAAAUCCUUGAUGGGCCCGUGGAACAGCUUUUUUCUACGCUUGAGAAAGUCGAUCCUCUUAUAAGCCAUAAAUUUCACCCAAAAGAUCAGAGGAAGUUGCGUCGUGCGCUCGAAAUAUACUAUACGACUGGCCAGAAACCUAGUGACAUGUAUCAAGAACAAAAGCUCGAAGAGUUGGAAGAUACCUCUCUCAAAUUCAACACACUCUUUUAUUGGAUAUACUGCGACCCUGAUACUCUACGUGAUAGACUCGACAAGCGUGUAGAUGCAAUGAUGACCAGCGGAGCAUUGGAUGAGAUAAAAGAAAUGAACGCAGUGUAUCAAGCCAGCGAGCCGAAACCAGAUAUUACCACCGGAAUCUGGCAGGUCAUCGGCUUCAAGGAGUUUCUUCCUUGGCUCGAGAAUGGGCAAUCUGACCAGAAAUUGUUUGACGAGGGAGUCGACAGAAUGAAGAUCAGGACACGCCAGUAUGCCAAAUACCAGGUCAAGUGGAUUAAAAAAUUGCUAGGAGUUGAAUUAUUCAAGGAGAGCCGGUUUAACUACAAGUACGGUGGAAAACUAUAUCUUCUAGAUGCAACAGACCUCUCUAAGUGGAAAGAGAAUGUUUCGGAUAGGGGCCUCGCUAUUGCAGAGGAGUUCAUUAAUAAGGGCCCAUUGGGUGUUUCACAAGAACAGGCGCCAGAAAAUCUCACUUCACUUCUUCCACUGACAGACUUCUUUGAGACUUUCAACAGCAACAAGACCCUUCAAGCGUCCAAUAAUUGGAAACACUAUGAAUGCUCUGUGUGUGUGGAUGCAAAAGGCGAACCAUUAGUAGCUGUCGGAGAGCAGAGCUGGGAGAUACAUCAGAAUAGUCGGCGCCAUAAGAAGAAGCUACAGUCUAAAGAAAAAAGGAAGAGAACGGAGGAGUUUCUUCGCCAGUACAAAAAAGCAAAGGAUACGGAACAAACAGAUACAUAG
Australozyma saopauloensis is the source of this 1248-nucleotide messenger RNA. Its product is annotated as tRNA dimethylallyltransferase. Gene Ontology annotation, cellular component: mitochondrion. Bases 1 to 1248 code for a protein of 415 amino acids. Lineage: Eukaryota; Fungi; Ascomycota; Pichiomycetes; Serinales; Metschnikowiaceae. The transcript has a single exon. Gene Ontology annotation, molecular function: tRNA dimethylallyltransferase activity. The record is from RefSeq and is a predicted model, not a curated record. Gene Ontology annotation, biological process: tRNA modification.